This is a messenger RNA of Neurospora tetrasperma FGSC 2508, 594 nucleotides long. RefSeq lists its product as uncharacterized. The record is from RefSeq and is a predicted model, not a curated record. Lineage: Eukaryota; Fungi; Ascomycota; Sordariomycetes; Sordariales; Sordariaceae. The transcript has a single exon. The coding region runs from base 1 to 594 and encodes 197 amino acids.
AUGACCAACACCCCAACGAUCAGCCACUCGUCAUCCAAGAGUAUCCUGACAACGAACCCCCCCACUAGCCAAAAUACCAACAAUGAGCCGCUCGAUGUCCGAGAUGCUGACGAGCAAACGCCCGUUGCCCCAAACACUAACGAUGAAACACUUACCGUUGAAUACACCGAUAACGCCAACAAUGAACGGUCCGGUGACCAACGAGAUCGCCAUCAACAAGCCCCUCAAGUCAAAGAGGAGGCACCAAGUUCAACUACACCGACAGAAUCCCUACCGCUAUAUCUGCAACCGCUCGAUGAAACCCUCGUAGACGACGUGGAAGACAACAAUCAACCGAGCCACAUCGCCGAAACGCCACAGCCUAUAUCGCUUAAUUUUGAGGGACGAAGCUUCUAUGAUUCUACGGACGAACCGUUCUCAUCGCCCGAGAUUGAGUCAUUCCAAAACAACGAAGCCAAACCAGAAAAUGCCACCCACAAUAAAGACCUCGACCUCCCCGAUAUAUCCGCAAAUUGUAAUGCCGCUGCAGAUGCAUCACUCCGCGACGAAGAGAUCGAGGAUGUCGAUAUGGAAAUGGUCGAAGGCUGCAGUUGA